This is a messenger RNA of Anopheles darlingi, 1245 nucleotides long. RefSeq lists its product as uncharacterized. Bases 1 to 1245 code for a protein of 414 amino acids. NCBI's taxonomy places the organism in Eukaryota, Metazoa, Arthropoda, Insecta, Diptera, Culicidae. The transcript is spliced from 2 exons. The record is from RefSeq and is a predicted model, not a curated record.
AUGAAGUGCUUUGUAGUGUUAUUUGUUGGUGCGUGCUUGCUAGCACUGGUCAGUGCGCGACCGGAAGGAUAUAACUACUACACGCCCCAUGGUUCUAGUGGUGGUGUCGGAUCCAGUGGAACGGCAACCUCUAGUGCGAGUUUAGUGUUUUCUUCCGGAUCUUCCGGUGCGUCACAGGGAUCAUCUUCAUCGGCGCACUCGAUCGAAGACUGCGAGGAACCGGCACUGCACACUAACGAACACCUCAACACUCACGUGGAGUACUUUGCGCCACAAGCCGAACACCAUUCGCAGUCGUCCUUGUUCCAGGGUGCAACUUUGGGUCGUCAACACGAGUUCCCAUCGCAUGCGCAGCACGGUCAUCAUCACUAUGAAGCCCCGAAGGUCCACUACGUACAGCAGCCGGUGAUCAAGGAGGAAAUACACAAGCACGUGUACGUGCACGUUGCACCCGAAGAGAAGGAAGAGAUCCACCAGAAGGUAGUGCUGCCAACCUACACCAAGCAGAAGCACUACAAGAUCAUCUUCAUCAAGGCACCGGCCCCACCGACACCAAGCAAGGUCGUCCUUCCGCAACAGCCUGUCAACGAAGAGAAAACGCUCGUCUACGUCCUGCAUAAGAAGCCGGAGCUGGAGCAAGAGAUCGUCGUACCGCCGCCAGCCAAGGCUAAGACCCACAAGCCCGAGGUCUACUUCAUCAAGUACAAGACCGAGAAGAAGUUGCAACACCAUGAGGAAGAACAGCACCACCAUCACGAGUCACAUCACGAGUCAUUCGCUUCCAGCUUCGGUGGUAGCAGUACCGCCAGUAGCGUUGGCUACGAGGUAUCCGAUCUGACCGGAUACUCCGGUGGCGUGGUUAGUACCAGCUUCGCCCCAAUCGUCGUAUCGGAAGGUGCGUACCAGUACAGUACGACGGCCGCACCGGUCCAGCUGAACAAGGUCGUCGCGGCCAUUCCUUCGACACCCUACGUCAGCAGCACGGCACGCGCUGUCACCGGAAACUUUGGUAGCCAAGACAUUAAUGUGUCGAACGUAGGUUUGUCUGGAUUCUCGACCGGCUCCAGGGCGGCAUCCUCUAGCUCCUCGUUGUCGUCGUCCUCUUCCUCUUCCUCCUCCACGAGUUCCUCUUCACGUGGACGGCAGCGUGGCGGCAAAAAGCCCUGCGGGGGUUGCAGCAAGAAGACCAGCGGUCAGCUCAAUGUCGGCGGUACUCUGGAUGCGUUCGUGUCGAACGUCUUCUGA